CGGAGGCCCCGCGACCGCGCACAUGGCCGGCGGAGCGGAGUGGCGGCUGGCCUGGUAUUUGUCGAUGAUGAGGAGGGAGCAGCUGCGCGAGUUCCGGCUUCGACUCGGGCUCGGGGAGAAGGAGCUCGGCGGACCCUCCAGGGCCACCCUGGCCCAGCGGGGCGAGGAGGGCCACGUGGAGGUGGCUUCGUGCCUGGUGGCCCAGCAUGGGGGGCGGCAGGCCUGGCACCUGGCCCUCCGCACCUGGGAGGGGAUGGGGCUGAGCCGGCUGUGCGCGCAGGCCCGGGAGGAGGCGGCCCUGACGGCAGCCGAGACUUCCUCUUCCUGGUUCCCCUGCUCCCCGAGCUCGCCCUCCGUGCCGUCCCCCAGCCGGCCCACCUCCACCGAGGUGCUGAGGCUCCUGCCGGACCCGGAUGGAAGGCACCCGGGCCACCCGCCGGGCACGACUGUGCACAGCUGGAGGGGAGACCCUUCCUGGCCCCUUUUCCAAGCGCUUCCGAGCUCCCCAGACCAAGAGUCACCAUUCCAGGAGUCACCCAACGCGCCGACGUCCACAGCGGUGCUGGGGCGCUGGGGGUCCCCACUUCCGCCCAGCCCAGAGCCCGGAAAGCAGGAGGCUCCUGAGGCCGAUACGUGCGGAAACCGCAGCGCAGAACUCAGAGAGAGGAAUCCGCACCAGAAGACAGAGAGGCCCAGCCCCACACAGUGGUGGGAAGAUGGGGACGUGCACCCCAGAUUCACACAGCUGCUGCUUCUACACAGAGCGCACCCCAGAGGCCACGAGUCCCUAGCCAAGGGCAGCUGGCACCACGGGGCGGUGGAGAAGCAGGGACAUCUGAUUGAGCUCAAAGACUUGUUCGGCCCUGGCCUGGGGGCCCAGGAGGAGCCCCGCACGGUCGUGCUGCACGGCGCCGCUGGCACCGGGAAGUCCACGGUGGCCCGGUGGGCGAGGAGAGCCUGGGAGGAAGGCCUGCUGUUCACCGAGCGCUUCCGCCACGUCGUCUACGUCAACUGCAGAGAGCUGGCCCGCUCGGAGGCCGCGAGCCUCAGCGAGCUCGUCGCUCAGGGCCGGGCUGGCCCUGGGGUUCCCGUCGGACGCAUCCUGUCCCAGCCAGAGCACCUGCUCCUCAUCCUCGAUGACCUGGGGGAGCCCAAGUGGGCGCCGGAGGAGCGGAGGGCCGGGCCGGGCCCGCACGGGGACCAGCGGCAGCCGGUGCGCGCGCUGCUGGGCGGCCUGCUGGGGGGACGCCUGCUUCCCGGGGCGUCUCUGCUCAUCACGGCGCGGACCACAGCGCUGCGCGAGCUCACCCCUUCCCUGGAGCAGCCUCGGUGGGUGGAGGUCCUGGGGUUCUCCGAGUCGGCCAGGACGGAAUACUUCCACACGUAUUUCGAGAACGAAAGCCAAGCGGCCAGAGCCCUCAGCUUGGUGGAAUCGAACCAAGCGCUCUUGACUAUGUGCCUGGUGCCCUGGGCGGCCUGGCUGGCCUGCACGUGCCUCAGGUGGCAGAUGGAGCGGGCACAAGAGCUGGCACUGGCGUCGCGGACCGCCACGGCGCUCUGUCUGCACUACCUGUCGCGGGCUCUGCCGGCCCAGCCCCUGGGGGCUCAGCUGAGGGGCCUCUGCUCUCUGGCCGCCGAGGGCGUCUGGCGGGGCAGGAGCCUCUUCAGCUGGGGGGACCUCAGGAAGCACGGCCUGGACGUGGCCACCGUCUCCACCCUGGUGAAGUCCGGCGUUCUCCGGAAACACCCCUGCUCCCCGAGCUACGGCUUCACUCACCUGUGCCUCCAGGAGCUGUUUGCGGCCGUGCGCUGUGUGCUGGGGGGGCCGGGGGAGCAGAGUCAGCGCCCCGAUGGCAUCGCGGGGACCGAAAACCUGCUAGAGGUGUACGGGAGGCGGGACCUGUUUGGGGCCCCGACCACGCGCUUCCUGUUGGGGCUCCUGAGCGAGCAGGGGGAGCGGCACUUGGAGCGGGUCUUCGAGGUCAAGCUGCCGGCGGACAGGAGGCGGGAGCUCCUGCGCUGGGCGGAGGCCGAGGUCCGGGCCCAGCCCCCCUCUCUGCGGCCGGGCUGCCUGCAGCUGCUCCAGUGUCUGUACGAGACCCAGGACGAGGGGUUCCUGACGCAGGCGAUGGCCCAUUUCCGCGGCGCGAGGCUGUGCGUGCAGACGGGCGCCGAGCUCCUCGCCUUCGCUUUCUGCGUUAAGUUCUGCUGCCACGUGGAGAGGCUCCAGCUGAACGAGGGUGGGCGGCACGGACACGCGUGGGGGCCCCCGGGCGUGGCUCUGCUCAGCUGGGCCCCGGUCACCGAUGCCGGCUGGCGGCUCCUCUUCUCCACCCUCCGGGCCACGGGGAACCUGAAGGAGCUGGACCUGAGUGGAAACCCCCUGAGCCCGUCCGCGGUUCAGGCCCUUUGUGACGCCCUGAGGCUGCCGUCCUGCUGCCUGGAGACCCUGCGGCUGGCCGGCUGCGGGCUGGCGGCGGAGGGCUGCAGACACCUUGCCUCGGGGCUGAGCGCCAGCCGGACGCUGGCCGAGCUGGAGCUGAGCUUCAACCUGCUGCUGGACGCCGGCGCGGAGCACCUGUGCGGGGGGCUGGCGCGGCCGGGCUGCGGGCUCCAGCGGCUGCUGGGGGACUCGCAGCCUCCCAGGCCCCUGCGAGACUCCUUUGCUGUCACCCAGAGCCUCCGCGGGGCCCCAGGCGCUAGAGAGGGAGCCCGGACGGCGGGUGUCAGGGCCCCCGGGACGAUGACGUUCCCCCCCCCGCCCCGCAGGCUGGCCGGCUGCGGCCUCACGUCGCGCUGCUGCCCCGCCCUGGCCUCCGCGCUGGGCGCCGGCCCCCCGCUGACGGAGCUGGACCUGCAGCAGAACGAGCUGGGCGACGAGGGCGUGAGGCUGGUGUGCGGGGGGCUCCGGCACCCCGCCUGCUCGCUCACCCUCCUGUGGCUGGACCAGAGCCGGCUGAGCGAGGAGGUGGUGCGGCUGCUGAGGGCCGUGGAGCAGGAGAAGCCCCAUCUGCUCAUCUCCACCCGAUGGAAGCCGGGUGUGACGGUCCCUAAGGAGGGUCCAGGUGAAGGACAGACAGACGACGUGUCUUCACGCAAGCGGCAGAGACAAGAAUCAGAGGGAAGCCCCCGUCAAGUAGCGCAGGUGGGAGCCUUCUGUCUGCCUUCUCCUGCCCUUGCGGAGGACCUGCUCGCGGAGCCUCUGGGGAGUGAUGAUGACUUCUGGGGCCCCCUGGGGCCUGUGGCCACCAAAGUGGUUGACGAAGAGAGAAGCCUGUACCGGGCUCACCUGCCCGUGGCUGGCUCCUACCGCUGGCCCAGCACGGGUCUCCGGUUUGUGGUGAGAGGGCCAGCGACCAUCGACGUUGAAUUCUGUGCCUGGAGGGAGCACCUGCGCGGGACGGUCCCACAGCACAGCUGGGUGGUGGCAGGGCCUCUGUUUGACAUCAGGGCCGAGCCAGGGGCCGUGGCGGCUGUGUACCUCCCGCACUUUGUGGACCUCCAAGGGGGCCAUGUGGACAGCUCCCUGUUCCACGUGGCCCACUUUAAGGAGGAGGGGAUGCUCGUGGAGAAGCCGGCCCGGGUAGAGGCGUCCCACGCGGUCCUGGAGAACCCCAGCUUCUCCCCCGUGGGGGUCCUGCUCAGGACCCUGCAGGCUGCUCUGCGCUUCGUGCCCGUCACCUGCAGCGUGCUGCUGUACCAUCACCCCCACCCGGGCGAGGUCGCCUUCCACAUCUACCUGGUUCCCAGCGACUGCUCCGUCCGGAAGGCCAUAGACGACGAAGAGAACAAGUUCCAGUUUAUGCGGAUACACAAGCCGCCUCCGCUGGCCUCGCUCUACAUGGGCUCCCGCUAUAUCGUGUCUGGUUCCGAGAAGCUAGAAGUCAUCCCCAAGGAGCUGGAGCUCUGCUACCGAAGCCCCGGGGAAGCCCAGCUCUUCUCCGAGUUCUACGUCCACCACCUGGGCUCAGGGAUCCGGCUGCAAAUGAGCGACAAGAAGGAGGGGACUGUGGUGUGGGAAGCCUUGGUAAAGCCAGGGGACCUCCGGCCUGCGGCCCCCCUGCUGACUCCCGGCCUUGCAGGGGCCCCGGCCUUGCUGCACUUCGUGGACCGGCACCGGGAGCAGCUGGUGUCCCGGGUGACGUCGGUGGACCCGGUGCUGGACAGGCUGCACGGGCGGCUGCUGAGCGACGAGCAGUAUGAGAGGGUGCGCGCCGAGGCCACCAAGCCCGACCAGAUGCGGGUGCUCUUCAGCUUCAGCAGGUCCUGGGGCUGGGCCGGCAAAGAUCAGGUGUACGGGGCCCUGAAGGAGGCCCACCCUCACCUCAUCGCGGACCUCUGGGAGGGGGGCGCCGGGGGCGGGGCCCAGCCGCUGCCGCCGUGAGCCCGGCUGUCCCGCUGUCCCGCCGUCCGGCCGCCUCCUCGCUCCGAGGCCGUGGCGCUGCGCCCGCCGACGCUGGGCAUUACGCGCCCAGGCCGCCACCGGGCGCCCAGACGGCCUCGCUCAGCCCCCCAGGCCAGCUGUCCAGCGGGGACAGAAGCAUCCCAGGGAACGUCCACGUGGACUCUUCUGCGGACCUUGUCGACGCCUAACCCAAAAGCCCGGCGUGGCGGCCACGGCAGCCCCCCCGGAGCCCUCCCUGGGCCACCCGGGCGCCCCAGGACGUCGGGGGGGGCGGACCUGGGACUGGCCACCUCUGGCUGAAGACGGACAGCGGGAGUGGACACCUCGGCCUUCUGAACGGCGUGCUGAGCCUGGGUUUGCUAUCAGCCCGAGUUGUGCUUUGCUGUUUCUGAAACCCACGUGAGCCGCUGGAGGCGCGUGGGGUGAGGCAGGGCACCGCAGGGGAAACAGAGUCUGGAGCCCAGUGAAGCCGCCGCCUCCUG
Molecule: messenger RNA, 4887 nt
Organism: Hyaena hyaena (striped hyena)
Lineage: Eukaryota; Metazoa; Chordata; Mammalia; Carnivora; Hyaenidae
Gene: NLRP1
Product: NLR family pyrin domain containing 1
Exons: 16
Coding region: 23-4384 (1453 amino acids)
Biological process (GO): regulation of apoptotic process; inflammatory response; innate immune response
Cellular component (GO): canonical inflammasome complex
Molecular function (GO): protein binding
Source: RefSeq, a predicted model, not a curated record